AAUGCAGCAGUGAGCAGACAGAGUCAGGAAAUAGAGACGAUCAGUUCAGGAAGGACGCGGGGAGGACGCUCCGACGAAAAGCGGAUAAAUCUGAGAUUUUUACCGAGCAGAGGCUCUGAUUCGGAGUCACGAUGAACCUGUUCGCGGUGUUCGUCCUUCUGGGGACGGUGCUGACCGUAAACUGCGAGACUCACUCCCUCCAUUACAUCUACACGGCGCUCUCUAAACCUGUCGGCCUCCCGGGCAUCCACGAGUUCACAGCCAUGGGUUUGCUGGACGACAGGAUGAUCGACUACUUUGACAGCGAGCAUCAGGCAAAGGUUCCCAAACAGGAGUGGAUGGAAAAGCGUUUACCUGCUGAUUACUGGGAAAAAGGCACACAGUCCCGCAAGAGCAAGCAGCAGUGGUUCAAGGUCAACAUCGGCAUCCUGAUGGAGCGAAUGAGACAGAAUGACUCAGACAACCACGUUCUUCAGUGGAUGCACGGCUGUGAGGGUGAAACGAAUCCUGAUGGCACGCUCGGGUUUGUCCGAGGCAUGGACAUGUACAACUACGACGGAAACGACUUCCUGUCCUUCGAUGAUAAAAACGGAGUCUGGGUCGCUACUACUCCGGAGGCACAACCCACCAAGAGGAAGUGGGACGGCGUCCAGGUGCUGAAAGAGUACACCAAGGGAUACCUGGAGAACGAGUGCAUUGAUUGGCUGAGCAAGUUUGUGACUUAUGGACAGAAGCAGCUGAAAAAGAAAUCUCCACCUGACGUACAUGUGUUUACAAAGAAGGCCAAAGUGGAGUCAAACCUCAUCCUGACCUGCCUCGCCACAGGCUUCUACCCCAAAGACAUCAUCGUGAAGAUCAGAAGGAACGGACGUGUUCUGACCGCAGAUGACGGCCUGACGAGCUCAGGAGUUCUUCCAAAUAACGAUGAGACCUUCCAGAGACGAGACCAUGUGGAGAUUUUGAAGUCUGACCUGUCAGAGUUCAGCUGUGAAGUCAUUCAUGAGGCGACCGGAGUGGAUGUUGCAAAGACUUGGACAAAUAAGUGUGAAGAGGUAUCUGGAUCAGGAUCUGGAGCUCUGAUCGGUGGUGCAGUGGUUGGAGUCGUGGUUGUUGUUGCUGUAGCUGUGGGUCUGAUCUUGUAUAAAAUGGGAAUUAUUGGAGGCAGACGUGGAGCCAAGGACAACCAAGGUGGAAUUCAGACAAUCUAUUCUCCUGUCACAGUUGGAAAUGGCGUCGUGAGCACACCUCUAACCAGUGGUGGUUCCAACGGUAAUGCAGCUUCCAGCAAUGGUGGUUCCAAUGGUCAUGCAACCGUACCCCUCCUUAAUGGCAAUGCUCAUUGAUCCAACAAACAAACCCAGGAAUUAAUAAUGAAUCUUCUGCCACAGACCAGGAAACAGGAACUUCAGAGCUCAUAAAGACUCACAUGAUCCACAUUUACCAAAACACCAGUAUUUAUGAGGGUGGGGGGUUAAAAAGAGCUGCAGUAAAAUGUCAUUCUAUUGAGUUUGAUGAUACGGGUUUAAAAUGUUCAUGCUCCUUUAAGCUGAUCCUCCAUCACAGUGAAAAGUAAAUGAGCUCACAGGUGAGGUGGGCCUCCUCACUGAGAAACAUCAGAUCAGGAGUUUAAACUUAGAGGGAGUUCUGAUCCUUCUGAAAACAUGUUGUCAGUACAGAAUGGAGGGUUUAUAGAAAGAUUAACAAUCAGGUUUCUGCAGCAGUGACAAUAAAAUGUGUGAAACUAACUUUUAAACCUGCUGCAGGUUUUUGGACGUCUGGAUUUAAUAAAACAGUGUAAAAAGUUGAAGUUGACAGCCGAGUCGUUCAGUAAAGUUUCUGUGUUUGAGUCCACAGAGGACACUGAAUGAGUGUAGAAAGAAAAUAUUAAAAUGCAUUCAAAUAAAAAGCUGCACAGAUAUAAAGUUUAAUGUGAAGGAACGCGGUUGAUUUAAUCCUUAAACUGAGUUUUUACAAAGAGCUCUGAGCAGCCUGAGAGGAUUUAAAUACUGGUGAGAUCAUUAUAUUGAUAAAAGUAAUAAGAUCUAAAAAUUCUUCGUCUUCAUCCAAAUUUAGAGGAAAGCAGGAUCAUUUAAAAUGAUGUGACUCUCUGUAAAUACUUUGUUUUACUGGGGCUUUAAAUUCAUUUGCAGGCUGUGAGACUUUAUUUCCCUUUUAUUUACAUAUAAGCUUGUUUUUCUUCAUGCUGCUGCUUUAGUUUUAUUCAUCAAAUAAGAAAUAAUAUUUUUCCAAGUACAAUUAUUUUUCUGGACUUUCAGCUUUUAUUCUUCACUUCUGUUUGAAGUUGUUUUGUUUCUAAAAUAAAAUUAAAUAUACUUUUAAAUAAAAUUGUGGUAGAAAGUUCCCUCCUCGUAAUGAGACUGUAAACUCGAUAAAUCUAAAAUGCAUA
Messenger RNA from Oreochromis niloticus (Nile tilapia), 2407 nucleotides. RefSeq names its product class I histocompatibility antigen, F10 alpha chain. Gene Ontology annotation, biological process: immune response. The record is from RefSeq and is a predicted model, not a curated record. The transcript has 11 exons. Bases 132 to 1343 code for a protein of 403 amino acids. Lineage: Eukaryota; Metazoa; Chordata; Actinopteri; Cichliformes; Cichlidae. Gene Ontology annotation, cellular component: external side of plasma membrane.